AUGUCUGACACAGGAAGAAAAGGAUUCGGCGACAAGGCCUCUGAAGCUUUGAAGCCUGACUCUCAAAAAUCAUAUGCCGAACAAGGUAAGGAGUUUGUCACUGACAAGGCUGACAAGUUUGCCGGUAAGGUUCAACCAGAAGAAAACAAGGGUGUCUUCCAAGGUGCUCACGACUCUGCCCAGCAGGGCAAGGAUAACGCUGAAGGUCAGGGAGAGUCCUUGGCCGACCAAGCCAGAGACUACAUGGGUGCCGCCAAGUCCAAGUUGAACGAUGCCGUCGAAUACGUCUCCGGCCGUGUACACGGUGAAGAAGACCCAACAAAGAAGUAA
This is a messenger RNA of Saccharomyces kudriavzevii IFO 1802, 330 nucleotides long. RefSeq names its product lipid-binding protein HSP12 (gene HSP12). NCBI's taxonomy places the organism in Eukaryota, Fungi, Ascomycota, Saccharomycetes, Saccharomycetales, Saccharomycetaceae. Bases 1 to 330 code for a protein of 109 amino acids. The record is from RefSeq and is a predicted model, not a curated record. The transcript has a single exon.